AAGUGCAUCGGGUAUUUACCGGAGUUGAGAUUGGCAUCACUCUGCAUGGCGUCAAGGUGUUUUGUGUGGUUUAUCUCGUCUCAUCAACGAUCGGGUGCUCAUCAAUUUCACUCAUUUCAGGAAAUAUCAAGUGCCAAUACUGUAUCCAUCUCCGGAUGUACAUUACUUCUAGAACUUUCUAACGUUUCAAGAUCUAAAGUGGAAUACCUCUCAUAAUUGUUUGUUUUGUUGUGCUAGGCUGGGUGGCACUUUGACGCACAUCAGCUCCGGAGCAGUGUUAUUUCGGAAAGUUCUUUUCAUUUCUAGAUGCACGGUGGGUUACCCUUUUGUAGUGAUUUUUGUUUUCUUGACAGCACUUCCUAAAAGGAAACAAUUAAAUGUUAUCUAGAGAAAAUACGCUGUAUACCUCUUCGAGUUCGCGUCCUAUCGUCAUGUUUGCGUAGGGUCUAUUUAUAAUUUAACAUUUAUUACAAUACAUUUAUUCGAAAGUGAAAGUUUUUUGUCAGCUUUCUUUUCUUUGUGUCAUCAUAAUAAUGCUCGUUCUGAGGACUGCUCAUAGCUACUUACUUACAGUUUCUGGCAAUAAUUAUUAUAUUUCAUUGGGAAAAAACAGCUCAAAAACAAUGAUAUCCUAUUCGUUAUAAAAUAUAUAAACAACAGAUCCUUUGAACUGAUACGCGGUGCAGUUUCCUGUUACGUGUCCGAUACUUAUCAGCAAGUUGUUUCGAUUUGCACGACUGAAUUAAAGUGCACCAACUUGAUGAGAUGUGGGAAGGGAAAUUGCUUUCUUAUUUUCGCUGAACUGUGAAACUUCUUGAUUGGAUAUAUCUAAUGAACAUUAGCGACUGAGUGCACGCUAGUGACAUAGAAUCAUCGGUUUAUUCCAAUGAUACUUUCUUCGUCAGUUUGUCAGAUAACUUUGGAUAUCGGUAUAUAACCGGAUCGCAGUCAUUUACGAAGAAGAACCAUCAUUUUAGAACAGUCACACACCUUCUGAUCGAGCUAUACCGUUACAUCAAUAUUUGGAUAACGCAUUUGGCGAAACAGGUUUUGUUGCGUGUGCUAUUUUUAAUAAAACAAGGUUUUGAAAUUGUUCCUCAAUCAAGGUUGUUUAAAUAUGAGGCUAUUCAGGUGAAUCGCUAUCAUAUCCUUGACAGCGUCUCUUGGUUUUCCGUCUGAAUCAGAACGUGCGGUUCGCGAUGACAAUAAUGUAAAGUAGCUUCAUUGCAAAAAAAACGUCCACCGUGAAACAUCGGGUAUGUAUUAUCAUCAUAAAUGUACCUCUAUCAUUACUUGAAUUCUUACUGUUGCGUUAUGAAACUGAUUAUUGACUAUGUUUGUGCAGCAGGUGGUUUAAUGGGACGCAUUGGUGGACUAUAACAGAAUAACUGAGUUUAAAUGACGGUUCACUCUUUAGGUUCUGUGCCAUUAUAAAUUAUCGUGAUAAUUUUAUAACUGUGCAGAUUUUGAGAUGAUCGAUCGGAUGAUAUCAAGGGAUACAUAAGUGUUUUGACAAUCUCCGCAUUUUUCAAUUGUGUAUUUUCAACUUCAGGCGUUUGAAGUGUUGAUACAGAGAUUGAUGCUUAUCUGAAGGAGUACAUCGAUUGAGUGGUUUACUUUAAAAAGAAGUCAAUGAGAUUUGAAUUGAAGAAAUAAGAACAUGGAGAGCAGUACCGAUAUUACAACGCUAAGCGAGAUGAUCACGACUACGAACGGGACGUCGAUACCGACUUCCGAGGAUGAAUUCAAGUUCGACGACCGUGCCCAGCGUCUUGUGGUGGCAAUCACAUUCAUCAUCGUAUCCAUCAUCGGUACAAUCGGUAACACACUCGUCCUCAUCGCCGUCGCCAUCUCGAGAAAGCUCCGUACGAUCACCAACGUAUUCGUGGUCAACCUCGCCGUCGCCGAUCUCCUGACGUCAUUAUCCAUUCCCUGGAAUGCCGUGGCGCUGAUCAGUCGGAAUGGAUGGCCGCUUCAUCCGUAUAUUUGUACCUUAGCGGGUGGAAUCAUGUACCUGUGCAUCGUAGCGAGUCUCUACUCACUCGCAUCCGUGGCCAUUAACCGCUGCAUCCUAGUCACCAAGACACUUCACGUCUACCAGAAAAUCUUCACCAAACUCAACCUCGUCAUCUGGAUCAUCUUGAUCUGGGUGGUGUCCUUCAUCCUGGUCGUCUUCCUUCCCAUUGUCGACGUCGGCGGCCUGGGCUACAACGAGAAGUACAGCAUAUGCGGUCAGUCGUCGUCGCACCCUCGGGACGACAUCUACCAGCUCGUUCAGGCCAUGGGGUCCUUCCCUAUCCCCCUCAUCAUCAUCUGUUACUCCUAUAUCAAGAUCUUCCUCCAUGUCAGGAAUCAUAUGAGGGUGAUGAGUACUCACAUGCCAGGCGGGGACUCCAGCAACCAAACAGAUAGCACCGUGGCGGAAUCCGUGGCACAGACAGCUAACGAGGGAAAUCUGCAGAACGGGAAACCACAGAAGUAUGGACAUCAUUCGUCAACACAACAGCAACAACAACAACUAGAAACACCACAACAGGGAGGGGUCAAAGGCGGCACGGAGACGACACGUGAUGGCAACGAGAUGGCGCCCUCACUGAGUGACGUCAACACUUCCUCAGAGAACGGCGGUAACAGUGGCAGCAACGCCAUCGGUAACACCAACGGCGACGCCAACACUAACGCUAACAACAGCAAAGGGAGCGUAAUAGCCAGAGACUCGUCGACAAAGCUCCGCCGCGGACGCAGCAAUAGUAGGCGCCAAUUGCAGAUCACCAAAAAUAUGUUCUUGGUCGUCUGCACGUUCUUUUUAUGCAUCGCGCCGUUUACGAUGUGUCUUUUCUUCGAUGACAGUGAUCCAUUCGUGCCUUACGCCAGUGCGAUUGUCCUCUGUAAUGCCUGCAUCAACCCGGUGAUUUACGCCACCAAGCACCCGGUCUUCAAGGCUGUCAUGAAGGCCAUGAUCACGUGCAGGUUUAAGGAUGUCCCAGAACCAGUGAGGAUGGUACACCGACUGACCGUUAAUAGAGCAAAUUCGCAACGUUAGUCAGCUGAAUAUAUUUUAUGAUCACUCCCUAGCUAAUAACUCUUUUCCUCCGCCACUCGUCCUUCACCACCCUCUCUCUCACUCAUUCAUUCUCUCAUUCAUAUACCUCUCUCUCUCUCUAUCUCUCUCUCUUUAUGUAUAUAAAUACUCUUUCUCUUAUCCCCCUUUUAUUUUCUCAAAUUCUUUUUCUCAAAAUCUGUAUUUUCAGUGUCGUGUCUCCAUAUACAGAUAUAUGCGCAUGGGCACACUUUUUACCGCGGCGGGGCUGGGGGCUGAUGUCUCUUGUUCGAAUACGACCUGACGGUUGCCCGAAUAUGGACAAUUUCAAAAUUCUCUGAGGGCUGCAGCCCCCCCCCCCCCCCCCUUCCCUCCCACUUGCCCCGUACGCCUAUAUAUGAGCGUCUCCCGUUUGCUCCCUACGUUCGUUCAUGCACAAAGUAUUAUCUAUCUUUGUAGCCUGUAUAUAUAUAUAUAUAUAUAUAUAACGCAUUUCCCUCUCAAAAUGAGUGUAUAAUAACCUUUUGUCUCGUUUAAAUUCCUUGUGAGGAGGUAAUAGUACACACGAAAGCAAAGACGAAUGUUAAAGGGGAAGUAGAAGAGGUAGAAUACAGAAUAACUAGAAAUAGUAGUAGUAGUAAUAGUAGUAGUAGUAGUAGUAGUAGUAGUUGUAGUAGUACUAGUAAUAUUAUGAGUAAUGUAGUAGUAGUAGUAGUAGUAGUAGUAGUAGCAUCAGCAGAAGUAUAAGGACGAGUAAUUGUUGUUAUUGUUGUUGUUGUAGCUGUUAUUAUUGAUGCAGAUCAUGUUGGUGUAGCAGCAGCAGUAAUAUAAUUAGCAGAAUUUAUUUUUACGAUAAAACUUACAUGAUAUAUAUAUAUAUAUAUAUAUAUAUAUAUAUAUAUAUAUAAGUAAAAGAAGAGGCGUACAAAAAGGAUGUACACUAUGACUAAAGGAAAAAAAUAGUCAAACAACCAAUAUCAGGUAUGUGAUUUGCAGGACAUAGUAUUUUAUUCAUUUGAUUGCGAUUAACAUGAUAAAACAACAACUUCAUGAAUAUUCUAUAUUUGAUAUGACUUCGACUUUGUAUGUAAAAUUAAACUCGAGUGUUUACUGCAUGUGCUAUAUUUUGUAAAUAUGUAUCUAUUAAAAAUGCCAUCUUUUCAUGUCUUAUAUCCGUCAUAAAUAAAAGAGAAUUUGCAUUGUAUUCUGGAGAAAAUGAUAGGAUCAUUCGUGCCAAUAUAUUGUCCCAAAAUGGGCCUUUCGUUCAAAUUUUUCCCAUCACCUGUUAUUUCAUGGUACCCCCCCCCCCCCCCCCCUCCCCAUCCUUCCUUCCUGACAAAUUCAGGGUACUGAUUGUUUUUCAUCUUCUGCGAGACUAAGAAUUGCAGCAAAUUGUUUCACUAUGUCGAAAUUAAGAGGCAAGGAU
Molecule: messenger RNA, 4466 nt
Organism: Strongylocentrotus purpuratus (purple sea urchin)
Lineage: Eukaryota; Metazoa; Echinodermata; Echinoidea; Camarodonta; Strongylocentrotidae
Product: muscarinic acetylcholine receptor M4
Exons: 2
Coding region: 1661-3043 (460 amino acids)
Biological process (GO): G protein-coupled receptor signaling pathway
Cellular component (GO): membrane
Molecular function (GO): G protein-coupled receptor activity
Source: RefSeq, a predicted model, not a curated record